GUAAAAAGAAGUAGAAGAAGAAGAAGCCUGAUCAUGCGAAUAUUUCCAGAAUGGGUACCCAAGUGAAAGAUGUCAUCAUUAAGCCUGACGCCCCUAGCACACUGCUGCUGGACAAACAUGCAGACUACAUCGCUGCCUACGGCUCCAAAAAGGAUGACUAUGAGUACACGCUGUCAGAGUACCUGAGGAUGAGCGGCAUCUACUGGGGGCUGACGGUGAUGGACCUGAUGGGGCAGCUGCCCCGGAUGAAUCGACAGGAGAUCAUAGACUUCAUCAAAGCCUGUCAGCACGAGUGUGGAGGCAUCAGCGCCAGCAUUGGACAUGACCCCCACCUGCUCUACACCCUCAGCGCCGUCCAGAUCCUGUGCUUGUAUGACAGUGUGGAUGCGAUUGAUGUGGACAAAGUGAUGGAAUACGUCAAAGGCCUGCAGCAGGAAGACGGCUCAUUUGCAGGAGACAAAUGGGGAGAAAUAGACACAAGAUUUUCCUUCUGUGCUGUUGCUACACUUGCAUUACUGGGCAAGAUGGACACGAUAAACGUUGACAAAGCUGUUGAGUUCGUCUUGUCCUGUAUGAACUUUGACGGAGGUUUUGGCUGCAGACCGGGUUCAGAGUCUCAUGCUGGUCAGAUUUACUGCUGCUCUGGCUUCCUGUCGCUCACCGGCCAGCUGCACCAGGUGAACGCUGACCUGCUGGGCUGGUGGCUCUGCGAGAGGCAGCUGCCGUCCGGAGGUCUCAACGGACGACCGGAGAAGCUUCCAGAUGUGUGCUACUCGUGGUGGGUUCUGGCGUCGCUGAAAAUCAUCGGCAGGAUCCACUGGAUCGACAAAGCCAAGCUGCGAUCGUUUAUUCUGGCCUGUCAAGACGAGGAGACCGGAGGUUUUGCAGACAGACCGGGAGACAUGGUUGAUCCUUUCCACACUCUGUUCGGAGUUGCAGGUCUCUCCCUUCUCGGAGACGAACAGAUCAAGCCGGUGAAUCCUGUUCUGUGCAUGCCCGAGGACGUCCUGCAGAGGAUCAACCUGCAGCCUGACCUCCUCAGCUAGCCCAGUGACACCAUCAUCCCACCACACACACCCUCACACACAGCUGCCCUGCUGAACACCCCAGGUACCUCAGCUGGAUGUCGGGAGCAGAGAGAGGACCACCAUACAUCUUAGUGUUAGCUGAAGUCUACAGACACAUUUUAGAAGCAGGUUUGGGUCUCCACUCACAAAGGACAAAAAGAGUUGCACAGUUUGACUUGAUUCCCCUGCAUCUGUCUUUAAAACUUUGUGUUUGUUCAUUUCACUGCGAGAGAACGGUUUGGGAAAUAAACGUCUUGAAGUGUGAGCACCUUUGCUAAAGCCCAGAAAUCAUUUAACAACAUUCCUUAGCUUUUUUGACUUACAAUGUCAGUUUGUUUAAGGGAAAACGCGACCGUCAGCUAACUGUUGUCGCAGUCAGGUUUGUAUCUCCGUCUUGCAGAGACGGAGGGCAGAGGCUUGGCUCUGCUUUUUAACGUGCAUUACCUGAACGAUAAAGGAAUUUACUGUUUGACUUGACAGAUUUGUGCAUUUGAAAACAGAUUAUGUGUGGAGCAGACACGCAUGAGAGGGUUUGCUCUGUGAUUUUAAUUGGUUUUGGGGACACUUGACUGGUUUAAAAACACCACAUCUUUGUUUUGUUAUUUUGUUGGAGGCUUUUUCACGCACCUUCUGUUUCAAACAAAAUCCGUAUUUAAAAAGUGAAAGCAUGUGAAGGGCAAACUAUCCUUGUCCUGUUUACACUACAGCAGUCGUACUCAUAGGUCUCACAACUGGAGAUGCAACACACGAUUUGUUGCAAGCAAAUAUAGUUUUAUUAAAAUAACUUCAGUUUAUAUCAGAAGAGAUAUAAAGUGUUUUUGGCAGGAAUUCCAGGAAGGGGCAGUGUUUCUUUUGUGACACCCAGAGGUGAAACACAUGGCAGCACCGUCGUCUCUUGCCAACUAUUCAACGUCUUAUCCACACUCUCAGCUAUACGAUUUAUUUAAAUCCAAGUUACUCAGCUCAGCUUUGUAAUGCAGCUGUGGGCAGAGGGUUUAGACUUGCCUCCAAACUGUUUGUAAAAUCAUGACAUGUUUCCAGUCUUACACUUUGCCUUGAUUCUUGAGUCUUUUUAUGUGAACUAAUUUGGUUAAAACUCCUGUUUUGCUUUGAUCUUUCGGUUGCUGCAGUCUUAGUCUAACUGAAUGCACAUUUUAUCUGUUGUUAGAUAAUUGUUCAGUGUUGACAUUGUUACAGAAGGAUGGACUGAUAACUAAUAUUGUUGUACAAAACAAAAGCCAAUAUUCAGUUGCUUGAAUA
Centropristis striata (black sea bass) is the source of this 2327-nucleotide messenger RNA. It is a transcript of the gene rabggtb, whose product is annotated as Rab geranylgeranyltransferase subunit beta. Gene Ontology annotation, biological process: protein geranylgeranylation. Gene Ontology annotation, molecular function: Rab geranylgeranyltransferase activity. NCBI's taxonomy places the organism in Eukaryota, Metazoa, Chordata, Actinopteri, Perciformes, Serranidae. The record is from RefSeq and is a predicted model, not a curated record. The transcript has 9 exons. Gene Ontology annotation, cellular component: Rab-protein geranylgeranyltransferase complex. The coding region runs from base 51 to 1046 and encodes 331 amino acids.